Rubroshorea leprosula is the source of this 691-nucleotide messenger RNA. The record is from the annotation of a GenBank genome assembly. NCBI's taxonomy places the organism in Eukaryota, Viridiplantae, Streptophyta, Magnoliopsida, Malvales, Dipterocarpaceae.
CUAGCUUGCCUGCCAGUGAGAGUAAUGCCUUCCAGUUUGUCUUUCACUCUGUUAGUCAGUCAUUCCCUUUCAGUUAGAGUUGAGGCAAUCAACGAAGCCUACCCGGUUCUAUAGUAAGUCAGCACCCAGGAGAUAUCGUAAGCAAGGGUUUAGAGUCAUUCACUGUUGCUAGAGCUAUUAAUGGAAGCUAACCCUCUAGUUCCCCGGGAUAAAAUAGUUCUUGCCCUACCCUGUCUUCAGAAAGUAGUAAGCAAGCCUAUGAGUCAGUCCGUCCGGUGCAAUAGUCAGAAUGAAUCCCACGUGCUAGCAAAAGAGCAAAGGAAGCGCGAGACGAAGCAGCUAACCUAUAGGAGUAGGAGUCAGCCUAUGAGCCGAGGAGUCAGGGAAGAAGGGGAAUCAGAGAGAUUUGCAGCCUUCCUCGCAGCCACAUCCGAACGCGAUCCGGCCAUCCAUAAAAAGCGAGAGAAGUGAUCUCCAUUGCGAGUUGUAACCAACAUGGGGAUAGCGAGCAGAGAUGCACGAGAGGAAUGAGGAAUUCUAGUAAGUUGGUCUCAUUCUCGUUUUGUCAAUUCUCUUCGUUGGUCAUGAGAAAUCAAAAGAAAAGGGCGAGAUUGCGUCUUUGGAAGAGGUCGAAACAUAAAGGUCAAGAAGAAUCCUGAGUAGUUUCCUUAAAUGAACGUAGCAGCGGUAA